AUGGCCAGCUCCGGCUCAACCCCCGCAACCUCUCUCAGAGGCCGGUUCGACGGCUACUUGCCCAUCGAGGACUAUGGCCUUAUAGGAAACCUCAGAACAGCCGCCCUGGUCGGUAGGGACGGCAGCUGUGAUUUUAUGUGCUGGCCCGACUUCGACUCGCCCAGCAUCUUCUGCCGCCUCCUAGACAAGACCAAGGGCGGCCACUUUAGCAUCUCGCCGCCGCCAAACAUCACCUGCACCACCAAGCAGAGCUACCUGCCCUCUUCUAAUAUACUACAGACACGCUAUAUCAACGAGGAUGGCGUCGCAGACCUGGUCGACUUCUUCCCGCGGCCACGGACCUCGAUCGUGCCUGUUUCGCAUGCAGCAGGUCGGCAGUCGGCCUUUCGCGAGGCGCAAGUAGUUCAGGAGGAGCUGAAGAAGUGGCUCAUCAGACGAGUCGAGUGCAUCAGAGGUGAGAUCUCGCUGGACGUGGAGAUUUUCCCUGCGAUGGGGUAUGCGAAGGAGAAGCAUGUCACAAGGGUGCUACAGGAGACGCACGAGCCGGGAAUGGCGUCCAAGGCCGUCACAUUCCACAGUGUCGAGAGGGACGGCCUGAAGCUGCAGCUGGAUGUCACCAUCGACAAGGGCGAAGAUGACGCCGAAACCUGUCCUGUGGUGAAGUUCCAGAAGACGAUGAGGGAGGGCAUGGUCAGCGAGGGUGUUGUCACGCACAUCACGCUGCGGGAGGGACAGGCCAUCUCCUUCACGCUCCGCGACGAUCUCGAGAGCCAUGUCACGGCCAACAUCACGACUGCUGAUCUUGACAAACAGCAGAGCGACACACAGACGUUUUGGUACAACUGGAUCUCCAAGUGUCAAUACAGGGGCAGAUGGAGGGAGGUUGUCACGCGGAGCCUGAUGAUACUGAAGCUGUUGACGUAUGAACCGACCGGCGCAAUAGUCGCUGCUCCAACAUUCUCUGUUCCCGAGGAGAUUGGGGGGCCGAGGAACUGGGACUACAGGUAUUCCUGGGUAAGAGACUCGAGCUUCACAAUCUACAUUCUGCUCCGCCUGGGCUUCAUCGAGGAGGCAGAUGCGUACAUGGAGUUCAUCAACCAGCGUAUUCUCAAGUCCCGCACCCCGGACGGAGGCCUGCCGAUUAUGUUCACGAUUCGGGGCGAGACCGAGAUCCCAGAACUGCAGCUGGACCACCUGGAGGGUUACAGGGGCUCAAAGCCAGUGCGUAUCGGGAACGGUGCCGCAUUCCAUCAGCAGUUCGAUAUCUACGGGGAGCUGAUGGACGCCAUCUACCUGAGCAACAAAUAUGGCAACCCCCUGACUUGGGAUACUUGGGUGUCUGUGCGGAAGCUGCUCGAUUAUGUCUUGACUAUCAUGAACGAACCCGAUAUGUCUAUAUGGGAGGUUCGGAACAAGAAGCAGAACUUUGUCUACUCGAAAGUUAUGCUCUGGGUGGCCUUCGACCGCGGCCUCCGUCUGGCAGAGAAGAGAACCCUGCCGUGCCCCAACCGAGGCAAGUGGCUUGAAGCCAGAGAUAAUCUCUAUGAAGAGAUCAUGGAGAAGGGAUACAAUACCGAGAUGAAAUGUUUCGUACAGAGCUACGAGAACCACACAAUGCUGGAUUCAUCCAUAUUGAUAGCCCCUCUUGUCUUUUUCAUCACCCCAAAUGACCCUCGCUUCCUCAACACCAUGGACCGAAUCCUCCUGCCCCCCGAGAAGGGCGGCUUGACCUCCACAGGGCUGGUGUACCGCUAUGAUACCGAGCUCUCAGAUGACGGUGUGGGGGGACGAGAGGGCGCCUUCUCCAUGUGCACGUUCUGGCUCGUCGAGGCUCUAACGAGAGCUAGCGUCUACGACGCCAAGUACCUCCCUCGCGCCAUCAGCCUAUUUGAGAAUAUGCUCACAUUCUCGAACCAUCUGAAUAUGUUCUCGGAAGAGAUCUCUCGCAGCGGUGAGCAGCUUGGGAACACCCCUCAGGCCUUUAGUCAUCUGGCGCUCAUCAGCGCUGCUUUCAACCUGGACCGUGUGUCUGUGCGCCGGUGAUGGGAUACUGAGGACGAUCUCUUUAGGAGCAUAGAUAUGUGUGUACUGCAGUAGGAAUAGUAUCAAACUUUUGCGAAUCAUGUACACUGGCGCUGGUUUUCGGACUUGGUGAUGAGGACAAGCUAGGUGAUAAAGUGGCAGGGAAGGCGGUCAACUGUAUUCAAAGCUGACAAAAAUUCUGCUAUACUGGCAUCCAAUCCAUAAAUAUAAUCAUCUGGCGGACG
Molecule: messenger RNA, 2267 nt
Organism: Cryphonectria parasitica EP155
Lineage: Eukaryota; Fungi; Ascomycota; Sordariomycetes; Diaporthales; Cryphonectriaceae
Product: family 15 glycoside hydrolase
Exons: 8
Coding region: 1-2043 (680 amino acids)
Biological process (GO): carbohydrate metabolic process
Molecular function (GO): hydrolase activity, hydrolyzing O-glycosyl compounds
Source: RefSeq, a predicted model, not a curated record